Molecule: messenger RNA, 1221 nt
Organism: Huiozyma naganishii CBS 8797
Lineage: Eukaryota; Fungi; Ascomycota; Saccharomycetes; Saccharomycetales; Saccharomycetaceae
Exons: 1
Coding region: 1-1221 (406 amino acids)
Biological process (GO): positive regulation of transcription from RNA polymerase II promoter by glucose
Cellular component (GO): nucleus
Molecular function (GO): sequence-specific DNA binding
Source: RefSeq, a predicted model, not a curated record
AUGGAGCAACGAAUUGAAGAUUACAGUGUUUUGGAGGCUACCGCUGCGGCAGCCGGCAGUGGUGGAGUUGGAGUUGCUGCGGGCGGCGGUGCCGCAUCGCUGGUGACUCCCGCGAAGCUGGCGGACCUGUUGAUGGAGCGCGGUCCCCUGGCGAUCAGGUACAUCAACCAGGCGCUGACUGAGAGCGUGCCCCUGUUCAAGGACUUGUCGACGUCGAAGCAGCGGCGGCUCGUGAUGGGUGCGAUGGAAUUGGGGGACCAAGAGCGGUGCAUGGUGUUUAAGAAGGUCGGGUGGGGGUUGUGGACCGUGGAGCGCGUUGCACCGGAGAGUUUCAUCGAGGUACGCGACGCAACGAACAGGAGGAACUCGAAGGUGCGCGAAAACGUGCGGGAGAACACGGAUACUACGGCGAAGAAUGAACCCGCGGUGCCUGCAGUGCCUGCAGUGCCCACAGUACCUACCUUGAGUGUACCGCAAAGGAGAAAGACGGUAGCGAAACCGACGACGCAGAGCGAUGGUGGGUCGCCCCCACACGCGAUGUACAUAGACGAGAACGCACUGGCGUCUGACGACGACGAUGAUGAUGAGGAUGACCACCGCAACGAUAUUCAAGCGGGCGAGGAGGACGCUGGCGGGAAGAUGUACUCUUUCAACCGGCGGGCGUCCGGAGUCGUGUACGCAGACCGCCCCAGUGCAGAGAUGUUCGAGCAGGACUUGCUCGCGCAAAAGAUGCGCCCGUUGAUCAAGAACCGGAGCAGGCGGUCGAGUUCGAAGAACAGACCGCCCGUGCACCUCGUUCCGGGCACCGGUGCCGGCACCACAGGUGGCGCUGGCUCUGCCUCUGCCUCUGCCUCCGCGCAGGAUGCCAAGCAGCGCGGGAAAAUGUACGGCAGCGCGAACAGCACGAGUCUCGAGCUGGUCGCCGAGGCGGUGCCGCGCCGCUCGUCCUCGCGGCUCUCCGUCUCGAAGGAGUCGAGCAUCCGGUCCACGCUGCUUGCGGGGCAACCGCAGAAACCCGUGUUCAAACCUCCGCCUCCUCCUCCAGCUCCCGCUCCUGCCCCUGCAAUUGAAGCAGCACACGAGGAGAACGCAGAGCACCACUCGGACACGGAGGACGAGGACUGGGAGCAAUUGGGGCCUCAGGAGUUGCUCCGCAGCGGUCCCGCGGCGCCACAGUCGACCGAUGAGGCCGCACAGCUGCUGCUGUCGUUGAACAGGUGA